ACGUGGGCCCGAAGUGGGGGUCAUGUGACCGCGGCUCGGGCAGGUUUGUGCCGGUGUUGCUGCCGCCGUUGUCUCGCCCCGGCACAAUGCAGAGCGUCAUCAACACGAUGAAGGGGAAGGCGCUGGGGGUGGCCGAGUACCUCACCCCCGUGCUCAAGGAAUCAAAGUUUAAAGAAACUGGAGUGAUCACUCCUGAAGAGUUUGUGGCAGCUGGAGACCAUUUAGUUCACCACUGUCCAACUUGGCAAUGGGCUUCAGGAGAAGAGCUAAAGGUCAAGGCUUAUCUGCCAGCAGACAAACAGUUUUUGAUGACUAAAAAUGUGCCAUGCUACAAACGUUGUAAACAGAUGGAGUACUCAGAUGAACAGGAAGCAAUUAUAGAAGAAGAUGAUGGUGAUGGGGGAUGGGUAGACACAUUUCACAAUGCAGGUGUUGCAGGAGUGACAGAAACAGUUCAGGAGAUCACGUUGGACAGCAAGGACAGUAUAAAAUUGCCAGGUCCAUCAGCACCUUGUGAAGAUGAGGAGGAGGAAGAUGAAGGGGAGGCAGCUGACAUGGAAGAAUAUGAAGAGAGUGGGUUGCUGGAAACAGAUGAUGCAACACUUGAUACAAGAACAAUAGUUGAAGCUAGCAAAACUAAAGCUGAUGUUGGAGGGGAAGAUGCUAUUCUACAGACCAGAACUUAUGACCUCUACAUCACUUAUGACAAAUAUUACCAAACGCCAAGACUCUGGUUAUUUGGAUAUGAUGAGCAACGACAGCCUUUAACAGUAGAGCACAUGUAUGAAGAUAUUAGUCAAGAUCAUGUCAAGAAAACAGUAACAAUUGAAAAUCAUCCUCACCUUCCUCCACCUCCCAUGUGUUCAGUUCAUCCAUGCAGGCAUGCAGAGGUGAUGAAGAAAAUAAUUGAAACAGUCGCAGAAGGUGGGGGAGAACUUGGAGUUCACAUGUACCUUCUUAUAUUCUUGAAAUUUGUACAAGCAGUCAUUCCAACAAUAGAAUAUGACUACACAAGACACUUUACAAUGUAAUUAUAAGAUUGCUGAAAUGUUCUAUGCUGAUUAUCAAUCUGGAUUUUUUUAAAGAAAAUAGCCCCCAUAUGCAACUUACUCACCAUUGUACACAGUUUCUGUAACAUUAAACUUUUAUCAAGUUUAUGCAUCAAAAUAAUGUUCCAGUACCAGCCUUUUUAACAAAGAAUUUUGUGUGUAAAAUAAACACUUUCAUUCCUGUACUUGCAA
Molecule: messenger RNA, 1241 nt
Organism: Gavialis gangeticus (Gharial)
Lineage: Eukaryota; Metazoa; Chordata; Crocodylia; Gavialidae
Gene: ATG3
Product: autophagy related 3
Exons: 12
Coding region: 87-1031 (314 amino acids)
Biological process (GO): autophagy of mitochondrion; autophagosome assembly; nucleophagy
Cellular component (GO): cytoplasmic ubiquitin ligase complex; cytosol
Molecular function (GO): Atg8-family ligase activity
Source: RefSeq, a predicted model, not a curated record